UUCUUUUAAUAGUCAAUCAAAGGAAGCAAGCAAUGUUUGUAAAUGUACUUAUUCAUGGACAUCAACGUCCGCGCUAUGUUCCUUUUCGAUUUUAUACACCAUAAAAAUAUUACAUCUCUAUUAGCCAAUCACAGUCCCUAGAAAAUCAUUUAGGAAAUCUCAAGAACUUUUUUUUAUAAACUUCUAUUUCUAGGAUUAAACACAUAAAAAAAUAGCUUCUCCGCGUUUUAUUAAUAGAAAUGGGAAGGAAAAAGAUCAAGAUUCAAAAGAUUCAAGAUGAAAGAAACAGACAAGUCACAUUCUUAAAACGAAAACAAGGUUUAAUGAAGAAAGCCUAUGAAUUGAGUGUACUUUGUGAUUGUGAAAUCGCUUUACUCAUUUUUAAUACCAAUGGAAAACUUGUUCAGUAUGCUAGUACAGAUAUUGAUCAAAUAUUAAUGAAGUACACUGAAGUAAACAUGGACAACAUAAAGACUAUCUACAAUAACCUAACAUAUAUUAUAGUAUAGUGACCCACAUGAAAGCAAGUCAAACCUGGAUUUUAUGAACGGAGACGGGGAUGUAUGGGAAACACAUGAGGAUCAUGAAACAGCAGAUGAAGAAGGAGCAAAUGACGUAUCUAGGUCAAAAGAGGGAUCAUCUGUAUCUGAUAAGCAUUAUCAUCAAACUUCACCACAGCCGCAAUCACAGAUAGCUCAUCACACUCAACAACAACAGCAACAACAA
Messenger RNA from Rhizopus microsporus ATCC 52813, 726 nucleotides. RefSeq names its product SRF-like protein. The transcript is spliced from 4 exons. Gene Ontology annotation, molecular function: RNA polymerase II cis-regulatory region sequence-specific DNA binding; DNA-binding transcription factor activity, RNA polymerase II-specific; protein dimerization activity. NCBI's taxonomy places the organism in Eukaryota, Fungi, Mucoromycota, Mucoromycetes, Mucorales, Rhizopodaceae. Gene Ontology annotation, biological process: positive regulation of transcription by RNA polymerase II; cell differentiation. The coding region runs from base 240 to 509 and encodes 89 amino acids. The record is from RefSeq and is a predicted model, not a curated record.